This is a messenger RNA of Chionomys nivalis (European snow vole), 6570 nucleotides long. It is a transcript of the gene Asap1, whose product is annotated as ArfGAP with SH3 domain, ankyrin repeat and PH domain 1. The record is from RefSeq and is a predicted model, not a curated record. The coding region runs from base 527 to 3955 and encodes 1142 amino acids. Gene Ontology annotation, cellular component: cytoplasm. The transcript has 30 exons. NCBI's taxonomy places the organism in Eukaryota, Metazoa, Chordata, Mammalia, Rodentia, Cricetidae. Gene Ontology annotation, biological process: positive regulation of GTPase activity. Gene Ontology annotation, molecular function: protein binding; GTPase activator activity.
GGUAAAAGUGGACAGGGAGAAGUCAGGAAAGAUUGCAAAGCCGUGCUCGGCAGGAUGGAAGAGAGGCUACGGUCCUCUCCCGGUAUCUCAGUUUUAGCAAGCCACACUUCAAGGCCAAGGUUUUCUGCUGACAAGCCCCACCCCUGCCCUCUGUGGGCAAGGACGAGGCCCACCCUACGCAUCCCCUGUAGUGUCCUACUCGGGCGCCCUGCAGUGUGCCGGCGGGCCAAGGGUUAAACGCGGCGGGAGCCCCCGGCGCGGGGCAGCCGCGGGCCCGGAGUGCUUAGUCAGGAUUCCGAUUUCCUGCCGAAGUGUUUGGAUUUCCUGCAGCCCGCGCCCGCCGCCGCCGAGCGGGAUCGAGCGAGAGGCUCGCGUCGCCGGCCUCCUCCCCCUCGGCACAUGGUCGCCCGCCCCUUCCUGCGCCGCGCUCGGCUCCCGCGCCUCGCCCGGCCCCGCCGCGCCCGUGAUGGAAUAAUGCCCAGCGGCCCGCCCGGUCCCGGUCGUUUUCGGAUGUGACGGCUGAGACAUGAGAUCUUCAGCCUCCCGGCUCUCCAGUUUUUCCUCCAGAGAUUCACUAUGGAAUCGGAUGCCGGACCAGAUCUCCGUGUCCGAGUUCAUCGCCGAGACCACCGAGGACUACAACUCGCCCACCACGUCCAGCUUCACCACGCGGCUGCACAACUGCAGGAACACCGUCACGCUGCUGGAGGAGGCUCUAGACCAAGAUAGAACAGCCCUACAGAAAGUGAAGAAAUCUGUAAAAGCAAUAUAUAAUUCUGGUCAAGAUCAUGUACAAAAUGAAGAAAACUAUGCACAAGUUCUGGAUAAGUUUGGAAGUAAUUUUUUAAGUAGAGACAACCCUGACCUUGGCACUGCUUUUGUCAAGUUUUCUACACUUACAAAGGAACUGUCCACGCUGCUGAAAAAUCUGCUCCAGGGUCUGAGCCACAAUGUGAUCUUCACCUUGGAUUCCUUGUUAAAAGGAGACCUGAAGGGAGUCAAAGGAGAUCUCAAGAAGCCAUUUGACAAAGCCUGGAAAGACUAUGAGACGAAGUUUACAAAAAUUGAGAAGGAGAAAAGAGAACAUGCAAAACAGCAUGGAAUGAUCCGCACGGAAAUAACGGGAGCAGAGAUUGCAGAAGAAAUGGAAAAGGAACGGCGCCUCUUUCAGCUCCAAAUGUGUGAAUAUCUCAUUAAAGUUAAUGAAAUCAAGACCAAAAAGGGUGUGGACCUGCUGCAGAACCUUAUCAAGUAUUAUCACGCACAGUGCAAUUUUUUUCAGGAUGGCUUGAAAACAGCUGAUAAACUGAAACAGUACAUAGAAAAGCUGGCUGCUGACUUAUACAAUAUAAAGCAAACCCAAGAUGAAGAAAAGAAACAGCUAACAGCACUCCGAGACCUAAUAAAGUCCUCUCUGCAGCUUGAUCCGAAAGAAGUAGGUGGUUUGUAUGUUCCCAGCAGGGCUAACAGUGACUCUCAGAGCCGGCAAGGCGGGUACAGCAUGCAUCAGCUCCAGGGCAAUAAGGAGUACGGCAGUGAAAAGAAGGGGUACCUGCUGAAGAAGAGUGAUGGGAUCCGGAAGGUGUGGCAGAGGAGAAAGUGUGCAGUAAAGAAUGGGAUCCUGACCAUCUCACAUGCAACUUCUAACAGGCAGCCGGCUAAGCUAAACCUUCUCACCUGCCAGGUGAAACCAAAUGCCGAGGACAAGAAGUCUUUUGACCUGAUAUCACAUAAUAGAACAUACCACUUUCAGGCAGAAGAUGAGCAGGAUUAUGUAGCGUGGAUAUCAGUACUGACGAAUAGCAAAGAAGAGGCCCUAACCAUGGCCUUCCGUGGUGAGCAGAGCACAGGAGAGAACAGUCUGGAGGAUCUGACCAAAGCCAUCAUUGAAGAUGUACAGCGGCUCCCUGGGAAUGACAUUUGCUGUGAUUGCGGCUCAUCAGAACCCACAUGGCUUUCAACCAACUUGGGUAUUUUGACCUGUAUAGAAUGUUCCGGAAUCCAUAGGGAAAUGGGGGUUCACAUUUCUCGCAUUCAGUCUUUGGAACUAGACAAAUUAGGAACUUCUGAACUCUUGCUGGCCAAGAAUGUAGGAAAUAAUAGUUUUAACGAUAUUAUGGAAGCAAAUUUACCCAGCCCUUCACCAAAGCCCACCCCUUCAAGUGAUAUGACUGUACGAAAAGAAUAUAUCACUGCAAAGUAUGUUGACCACCGGUUCUCCAGGAAGACCUGUGCCUCUUCCUCAGCAAAGCUGAAUGAGUUGCUUGAGGCCAUCAAGUCCAGAGACUUACUUGCACUAAUCCAAGUCUAUGCAGAGGGGGUGGAGCUAAUGGAGCCACUGCUGGAACCUGGGCAGGAGCUCGGGGAGACAGCCCUUCACCUUGCCGUCAGGACCGCAGACCAGACAUCUCUCCAUCUGGUUGAUUUUCUUGUACAAAACUGUGGGAACCUGGAUAAGCAGACGUCUGUGGGAAAUACAGUUCUGCACUACUGCAGCAUGUAUGGCAAGCCGGAGUGUCUGAAGCUGCUGCUUAGGAGCAAGCCUACCGUGGACAUUGUUAACCAAAAUGGAGAAACUGCCUUGGAUAUAGCAAAGAGACUCAAAGCUACCCAGUGUGAAGAUCUGCUUUCCCAGGCUAAAUCCGGAAAGUUCAACCCACAUGUCCACGUGGAGUAUGAGUGGAAUCUGCGGCAAGACGAAAUGGAUGAAAGUGAUGAUGAUCUGGAUGACAAACCAAGCCCCAUCAAAAAGGAGCGCUCACCCAGACCCCAGAGCUUCUGCCACUCCUCCAGCAUCUCACCACAGGACAAGCUGGCACUGCCAGGGUUCAGCACUCCACGGGACAAGCAGCGGCUCUCCUAUGGAGCCUUCACCAACCAGAUCUUCGUCUCUACAGACUCACCCACAUCACCCACCACUGAGGCUCCCCCUUUACCACCUAGGAAUGCUGGGAAAGGUCCUACUGGCCCACCUUCUACACUCCCUCUAAGCACGCAGACCUCUAGUGGCAGCUCCACCCUGUCCAAGAAGAGGCCUCCUCCCCCACCACCCGGACACAAGAGAACCCUGUCCGACCCUCCCAGCCCACUACCUCACGGGCCCCCAAACAAAGGCGCAAUUCCUUGGGGUAAUGAUGUGGGUCCAUCAUCUUCAAGUAAGACAACAAACAAAUUUGAGGGGCUUUCUCAGCAAGCAAGCACCAGUUCUGCUAAGACGGCCCUUGGCCCAAGAGUGCUUCCUAAACUACCUCAGAAAGUGGCACUAAGGAAGACAGAAACCAGCCAUCAUCUCUCCCUCGACAAAGCCAACAUUCCACCUGAGGUUUUUCAGAAAUCGUCACAGUUGGCAGAGUUACCCCAAAAGCCACCACCUGGAGACCUACCCCCGAAGCCCAUGGAACUGGCCCCUAAACCCCAAAUUGGAGAAUUGCCACCUAAGCCUGGAGAACUGCCCCCCAAGCCCCAAUUAGGUGACCUUCCCCCGAAGCCACAGCUCUCAGACUUACCUCCCAAACCACAGAUGAAGGAUCUGCCCCCCAAGCCACAGCUGGGAGACCUGAUGGCAAAGUCCCAGGCUAGUGAAGUCUCAUCCAAGGUGCAGCCACCCUCAGAGGUCACACAGAAGUCACACACGGGAGAUCUCUCCCCAAACGUGCAGACCAGAGAUGCCAUCCAGAAGCAAGCAUCUGAGGACUCCAAUGACCUCACCCCCACGCUGCCGGAGACACCUGUACCACUGCCGAGAAAAAUCAAUACGGGAAAAAAUAAAGUGAGGCGCGUGAAGACCAUUUAUGACUGCCAGGCAGACAACGACGACGAGCUCACGUUCAUCGAGGGAGAGGUGAUCAUUGUAACGGGGGAAGAGGACCAGGAGUGGUGGAUUGGGCACAUCGAAGGACAGCCUGAAAGGAAGGGUGUCUUUCCAGUGUCCUUCGUUCACAUCCUGUCUGACUAGCAAAAAGCAGAACCGUCUGUCCGUCCACACCCUUCAUGCCAGACCGCUGCCUCCAUGUAAUCUUGUAUACAACGUGUAUAUAGCUGCUGUUACAGACCAAGAACUCAUGGAAGGGCCACUCAGGAGGGGAAUAUAGUAUGUAUUGUAAAUAUCCUGUGGUCUUCGGCCUUCACCAGUAUUAGGGUAGCCUCGGGAACUGGUGCGCCUUACUGGUUUGCCAAAGCCAUCGUUGGCAUCUAGCACUUACAUCUCUCUCUCUCUCUGUGCUGUUUAUGAGCAAACAAAAAGCAGGAGUAUAGGAACUGCUGGUUUUCCAGGUAAAGAGUCUCCAGCAGCUGUUGAAGGGUGCAGAACUGACUCCUCCUAACAAUGCAGUAUUCUCAAUGGCGUUACUGAACAUGCAACAUUAGCAGAGGUGGGUUCUGUGCUCCAGGCGGAACUUUAAGUUAGCCCCCUGGCCUGCAGCCUGUAGUUAUCUGUGUACACAGUUUACAGCUACAAAGACCUACUUUGGUAUUUAUUACAGAAAAGUGCUCAGUUAAAUGUCUUACUCCUUCAGCAAAUAGUCACUGACACAAAGUCCUCUGCAGCAUUUUACAGUGUACGCAGCCUCGUGCAAGUUUAGGUGAGUGGAUGUGUACAUCUUAUGGCGAGUGCCCACCCCUGAGAUAUUACCUCAUUAUGCAAAAAUAACAUAUCCUUCAUGACUAUUUUGACAAAAGCUUAAAACCACGUCUGAUGAAGUUCAACUUUCAGGAACCAAGGACUGCCAGAAAAUAUCCACCUCUACGUUAUGCAUGCAUCUAGAAGCUUACCCGAAUUCUGCCUUUUAUAAAGGAACAAACAUAUGAAGAAGUGAACUGUACAUUUUUAAACUUGAUUGCCAUUAAAGCAGAAGUUACAAGAUUGCAACAAUACUUGUUUCUGGUCACUCAUUUGGCCUUCUCCAGAGUAUUUGCACAUCGCGUUGGCGCAGCACCCCUCAACCGUUCUGAAGCGUCCAAAGUGUCAGUUUGAAAUGAUUUUCUUCAUUUUGUUCUUGAUUAAACCUUUACUAUUCAAGAUGAAAAAUUGUCAAGUCGGUCUUUGAGUUUUCUAAUGCAGAAUCCAGGUGCUGACACCAAUUUUCCCUUUUUCUCCUCCUUCCAAUUCUCGUCUCUAAACUCCAGUUACAGGUUAAUUUUCUCAUCUUAAACUUACCCAGUAGACAUGUGCCCUUCAAGUCAGUCUAUAACCGAGCUGUGGGACGCUGCUAUGAAUUGCACUGUGAUAAAGCUCUCUGCAAGCCAUCUCUGUCUGUCUGGCUAUCUGUCUGUCUGUCUCUGGUCUCUUUUUGCUUGUGUUUCCUUUGUUUCGUUUUUUUCCCCUCAGCCCAUUCAUCACGUUGCAUUUCCAUGUCCAGCUUCAGUCUGGAUUUGGGGUGAGAAUGCAGUGGUUGUUUGUCCUCCUGGGUCCAGGACUGUUCUGAUUCCAAGGUGUGUUGUCCUUCUGGACUUAUGUUUGCUUGAGUUGCUGUUCUGACCACGGCACAGAAGACAAAUACUUUUUAGCAGAUAAUCUCAGCAGUGAAUGAGAAACAUUGAUUUCACAGAAGCACGGUUCCCAUGAAGCUUGUGGGAAGAGCCCUCUCAUAGCCACCGUGCUCAGAAAAUACUAAUUUAGUUCUGCUUAAAUGGUUACCGUGAGAACUCUGAAUAGCCACCCAAGAAAUAAAUCAAACCUUGCAUGACAAACCUUCAAGACACUCCACCAGCUGUCACUGGAAACUGAUCUUAAGCAGUUGCUUCCAUAGUGUCUGGGCACCUGUGCAUCCCCACGUUAAACCAAGAGCAAAAGGUGCCAGUCAGCAUGCUAGCGUGCAGCCAGCAACGCCACCAACCUUGUUUUAGAGGCCAUAAUGGUUUUAGGAAUGUGGCGGUUGCCCAGUGUCCUAGUUUGUUCAUCAUUCUUAAGAUGCAUUUGAAGUUGCAUUCAGAAGGUCUAGGCGGUUUUCUGCUGACUUGAACAUAAGCUGGUUUUUAAACAAGCUCUGUCUCUACAAUGCCAGAGAGUUAAUGAUGUCCUCUUCUGCUACAGGAACUCACACAAAUGUAUGUUUCUUUUCUGGUUUUUGUUUGUUUCCCAUCAGGAUUUUGAGUUCUCUCUACUCCAUUGUGCUGUGGGACAUAGGAAAACUAGGUAGACAUUCCUUUGGCAAUCUUGUUAAGUUUAAAUCUGACCUUGUUCUGGAACCUUGAUGAGCCACUAUCUGCAAUUUUGUACAUGACAUAAUAUUUUGAAGGUAUGGAACCGUAAGAAAGAAAGCAAAUUCAUUCCUUUUUUCUUCCCCCCUUUAGAAAGGAAAAUUAUGUCUGCAAACAAUGUGUCUUAUUUUCCUGUUGGACAGCAAUUGUUAUUUAUUUUUUUUAUUGCCUACAAUUUGGACAUGGUAUAUAGGAGCCCUGCCAUGCCUGCCUCUAGUUAAAUCCCACAUUCUUACCUGGGAGCCACCACCAAGCAUCAGUACACUUUUCAUUUCACAUGUAUUUAAUGUGAGAGUUUCUCAGUACUGUAUGUGUUCAUUUCUACUUUUUUAAUAUUUAAAAUUGCUUUUAAAUAAACAUAUUCUCAGUUGA